Messenger RNA from Racocetra persica, 160 nucleotides. The record is from the annotation of a GenBank genome assembly. Lineage: Eukaryota; Fungi; Glomeromycota; Glomeromycetes; Diversisporales; Gigasporaceae.
AUGGCAACAUUGGAUAUUAAAGGAACAUUAACUCGACUAAUUAAAGAGUUAACCAAGGCCAGGUAUUUUCUGACCGUUGGACCCGACGAACUUCCCUUAUCUUCCCCAUCUUAUUUAUCUUCAAUUGUUUCUUCCGACGAAGGCACUUAUUCGGUUUCGG